This is a messenger RNA of Cuculus canorus (common cuckoo), 1863 nucleotides long. RefSeq names its product heat shock transcription factor 1 (gene HSF1). The coding region runs from base 16 to 1848 and encodes 610 amino acids. Gene Ontology annotation, biological process: regulation of DNA-templated transcription. The record is from RefSeq and is a predicted model, not a curated record. Gene Ontology annotation, molecular function: DNA-binding transcription factor activity; sequence-specific DNA binding. NCBI's taxonomy places the organism in Eukaryota, Metazoa, Chordata, Aves, Cuculiformes, Cuculidae. The transcript is spliced from 14 exons.
GGGUGCGGUCUGCGCAUGCGCGUUGUCUCCCACCGUGUGGGGGCGCUCGCCUUCCCCCGCGUCCCAAGAUGGCGGCGGCCAUGCCCGGAGCCGCGGGUGUCGAUGCGCAGGGAGCGGCCGGGCCUCGCCUCGGGCUCUGAAUUCCCCCCCUCGCCUCCAACCCUGACCCGGGCAGCGGCUUCUAGAGGUGGAGGGGGGGGCAAAGUGCUUCGUCCCAGUAUGGAAGGGCCCGGUGUGGCGACGGGGGGUGGUGGGGGCACCAAUGUCCCCGCCUUCCUGACGAAGCUGUGGACGCUGGUGGAGGAUCCAGACACCGACCCGCUGAUCUGCUGGAGCCCGAGUGGAAACAGCUUCCAUGUGUUCGACCAAGGCCAAUUUGCCAAGGAGGUGCUUCCCAAGUACUUCAAACACAACAACAUGGCCAGCUUCGUGCGGCAGCUCAACAUGUAUGGCUUCCGAAAGGUUGUCCACAUUGAGCAAGGAGGAUUGGUGAAGCCAGAAAAAGACGAUACUGAAUUCCAGCAUCCAUACUUCAUCCGAGGCCAGGAACAUCUCCUGGAGAACAUCAAGAGGAAAGUAACCAGCGUAUCCAACAUAAAGAAUGAGGAUAUAAAGGUUCGGCAAGACAAUGUCACCAAGCUGCUGACUGACAUCCAGGUGAUGAAGGGCAAGCAGGAAACCAUGGACUCCAAGCUGUUGGCCAUGAAGCACGAGAACGAAGCACUGUGGCGGGAGGUGGCCAGCCUGCGGCAGAAGCACGCGCAGCAACAGAAAGUGGUCAAUAAGCUUAUCCAGUUUUUGAUUUCCUUGGUGCAAUCCAACCGUAUCCUUGGGGUGAAGAGGAAGAUCCCCCUGAUGUUGAAUGACAGCAGUUCAGCACAUUCCAUGCCGAAAUACAGUCGCCAGUACUCCCUGGAGCACGUCCAUGGCUCAUCCCCGUACGCAGCUUCUUCCCCAGCAUACAGUGGCUCCAACCUCUAUUCCCCGGACUCUUCGGCCACCUCCGGUCCCAUCAUUUCCGACGUGACAGAGCUCGCCCAGUCCAGCCCUUCAGCAUCUCCCAGCGGCAGUCUCGAUGAAAGGAUCAGCCCCGUAGUCCGCAUCAAAGAAGAACCCCCCAGCCCUACCCGUAGCCCCCCGGCCGAGGAGCCCACCCCAGGGAACCCUCCCAACGCCGAAACUCCUCUCUUUCCCUCCACGUUCAUCAACUCCAUCCUGCAGGAGAACGAUCCCAGCGCCAAUCCCGCCGCAGCCGACGACGGCACUGCGCAGCCUCCGCCCCAGGAAAAGUGCCUCAGCGUUGCUUGCCUCGACAAUUUGACUCGUGCUUCGCAGAUGUCGGAGGUCUCUCGGCUUUGCCCCAGCUCCUCCUCUUCCUCCCUGCAGUGCCGAUCGCAGCAAGGGAACGAACUCAACGACCACCUGGACACCAUCGAUUCCAACCUGGAUAACCUCCAAACGAUGCUGACCACGCACGGCUUCAGCGUUGACACGAGCGCUCUUCUAGAUCUCUUUAGCCCCUCCGUGACGGUUACAGACAUGAACCUUCCUGACCUGGACAGCAGCCUUGCCAGCAUUCAGGAUCUCAUUUCAUCCCAGGAACAGCAGAAGCUUGCAGAGACGGAAGCUGGCACGGCGGACACAGGGAAGCAGCUGGUGCACUACACGGCCCAGCCCCUCUUCCUGGUGGACUCGAGCGCCGUCGACAUGGGCAGCGGUGACCUCCCCAUCUUCUUCGAGCUGGGCGAAGGACCCUAUUUCACGGACGGGGACGAGUACUCAGAAGAUCCCACCAUCUCCCUCUUGUCGGGGACUGAAUCCAAACCCAAGGACCCUGCGAUAUCCUAAGGGUGGGAAAAGAAA